AUGGCAGUACCGACAACAAUAACAACAUCUACCACUUCUGCAAUACGAGCACUCACCACAACCUUCACACCAGCCGUUUCCUGCCUCACAGAUUUGUACUUGUACCACGUUGUUUCCGGCGGUACGGUAUGGGAUUAUCGUCAACUUGGACCAUCGCCAACCUCGGAUUGCUACCCUCCUAACUUUACACCUACAUCCUCUGCAUAUUAUUCUCCCGGUGUAUGUCCCACGCUGUACUCGAUUGCUUGUUCGAAUGUAGUCAGUAUCGGCACUGUCACAGAGACGCGAGCGACGUGUUGUCCAAGUUGUCAAACAUUUACAGAUGGCUGGCCAUGGUAUUCCACCGAACUUUGCACAUAUGCCGCAACGGGGACAAGCACAUUUCUCUUAACUGAUACUUCUACGAUUUCCACAUCCACCGGUGCGCCGAACUUUAAUGCAUACGGUAUUCAGAUCCGAUGGCAAGAGUCCGAUACUUCUACCCCGAAUGCGGCGAGUGCUACCACGACAGCAUCUUCUCCCUUGUCAACUUCUCCAUCGCCUGUAUCUACCUCUACACCCACACCAACAUCAUCAUCACUAUCCACAGGCGCAAAAGCGGGGAUUGGCAUCGGCGCUGGACUCGGCGCAUUGUUGAUUCUUGCCGGCGUUAUAUUUUUUGGACUUCGCCAUCGUCGUAAUAGAGCUGCCAAGCGGCAAGAAUCUGUGAAUAUGCAUUUCGCGUCGGAUCAAUCACAACAGCAGCAACAGUACUAUGUGGAGGCCGCGGCGGGUGAUGUACGCGGUAAACAACCGUAUCAUGAGUUGUCGGCUCAGUCUAGGGAGAAGGCUCCUGUAGAGCUGAGUUCAGAAUCGUGGAAAUGACGUCGAUUCUGAGAUUGGUGUUGGACAUGCGGUAUGUUACGUUGAAUUGAAUAUUUGCAAUGAUGUAUUAAUGCGCUUAUUGUGGGUGCGCUUCUGCACAUGUGCAUACAACUAGCUUAGUAACCAAUUGGUAGGGUCAUAUUAUUCUUCGAUUGUCUGUCUCUUGUAGCUAUUCGACCUCGACGCGGUAGAUCAUCCCUUCAUGUAGCCUGCGUCACUGAUGUAGGAACGUUGGUUUACUAGAGCGAUGACUAAGCGAAGGCGAGCACUAAACAA
Messenger RNA from Talaromyces stipitatus ATCC 10500, 1140 nucleotides. RefSeq lists its product as uncharacterized. The record is from RefSeq and is a predicted model, not a curated record. Bases 1 to 864 code for a protein of 287 amino acids. Lineage: Eukaryota; Fungi; Ascomycota; Eurotiomycetes; Eurotiales; Trichocomaceae. The transcript is spliced from 2 exons.